Molecule: messenger RNA, 3039 nt
Organism: Lucilia cuprina (Australian sheep blowfly)
Lineage: Eukaryota; Metazoa; Arthropoda; Insecta; Diptera; Calliphoridae
Product: ataxin-2 homolog
Exons: 2
Coding region: 241-3039 (932 amino acids)
Source: RefSeq, a predicted model, not a curated record
CAGUAAAAACGAGUAUUAAAAACUGGAUUAAAAGGGAAACAUUAGAAACAGUGGUCGAGAGGCAACAUUAAUGGCCCUUACCAAAAUUUGGUUUUUUAUAUUCAAUUAUUAAAGUUUGGUUUGAUACUCUUUAUAAAGAGUAUAAAACUGUUAAAGAUUGCACAAUUAUUAAUGAUUUAUUAGUGGAAAUUUUAUGAAAAAAUCUACAAUUAGUCGUUUAAGAAAUCCUAGAAAUUCAGUAUGAAUGUGCAAACGAAACUUUUAAAAAUCAUGCUGCGAUUAUGGACACUAACAUUGGCUGUCAGUCUAAUAAGUCUACAAUUAACAACAGCCAGCACGUUAGAAACAACAGCAACACCAGCCUCUGAAUCAACAAACAUAGCAACACAAACAACAAAAGUGCUAAGACUAACAACAACAGCCUCAACGAUACAGUUAAGAUUACAUGAUAGUGAUAGUGAUGAUGAUGCAAAAGAUAAAACAAAAGUUCUAACAACAUCAAAAGAAUUGACUAGUAGAGAACAGGAAUCAGCAGCAUCAACUACAUCUUUCACAACCAUUACAUCUUCAAUAUCCACCCUGGCCUCCUCUAAUGCACCAGCCACCAUUACCAAUGAGGCCAAGGAAGCGUUAACAAGAAAACAAACAGCAGCAACAGCAACAUUAGUUGAUGAUAAUGAAGAACGUCAAGAGGAAAGCCAAGAAUAUAAAAUAACAGAUACUACAACAUGGCAGUACAAAAACCAUGAUAAAUUAGAAGGGGAAAUAAAAGAAACUGAUUUAAAACAGGUCACAGAAAGUGUUGAAGAACAAGAAGAAGAACAACAACAGCAGCAGCAACAUCAACAACAAGAGCAAGAGCAGAUAACAACGGAAGUUAACUGGCGAAAGGAAACGGAUAUGCACAAACAAUCAACGGGAAAUACCAGAAAUGCAGAGAAUGAUAUAAAAAUUACAGCAACAAUAGCAACACGAAUACCAACACAUACAACACAUCCUACUACUGCCAGCAGCAAUAUUCCAACUACAAAGCCUGUUGUAACAACUACAACCACAACGUUAACAGGCAUAAACAGCAAUACAAAAGAAAGUGCAUAUACAGAUGUAGCUGCCACAUUCCCUUCAGAACAUCAAAUACCAGAUCAUGUUAAACAAAAGGAAAUUGCAGGUGAUAAUAUUAAGUUUACCACUUCACUACCUUUAAAUGGUGAAAUGGAAGCCAUAACCUUGAAUUUGUCACCAGACAUACAAGCCAUGGAAGAUUUUAAACCCUUAAUUAAGGAUGCCAAUGAAAAAUUAAUCAAAGAGCGCACCAUAUUCUCCAACAAUGAUGAUUGGAAACAGAAUCUCAUGCCUAACGAGCUGGAAUAUGAAAGCAAUAAACCGUUGAUAUCCAAAACCUAUGAACACAAUAUUAACUGGAGUCCUUAUCUGCAUCCAGCUACUCCAGUUACUGAUUUUACCGGUAAACUAUUGCAAGAGCAGGAUGGAGUUAUAACAGAAAUUGAGCAAAAAUUCCGUUUAAAUGAAUUUGUUAAUACUGAAAGCAAACCCACUAAGGAUCCCUCUUCCACAACAGCAAAAUCAACUGUGGAUCGUACUCAAACAACCACAUUUUCCAAAGAUCCUCAUUUGGCUUCCUCCUACUCAGUGAAUCAUGAAAUUUUAGAUAUUAACAAAAAUCCCUUAUUGAAUCGAACUCCAGUGCAGUUUAUUGAAAGGCGUGUUAAGAAAAGUUUUGAUUUUCCCAUGCACCGUGUAGCCAGUGAUGCUCUACAUAUGCAGCAACAUUUUGACUUUGCAAAUACCAAAUUCAACAGCAACAAUAAUGAACAACAAAAUGCUCUCGACACCAACAAUGAAGAUGGCCAGCAAAAGGAAGCUGAUGCACCUCCCCGUCCUCAACCGGAGUUUUCUACAACCAAAUUUUACAAUAGCAAGGAAUUGUACAAUGAAAUGUUGCAACAUAAAACUAAACUACAGCAGCUAUCACAAACUCCCUUGCCACAGCAUACCAAUCCCUAUGAAAAAGAUAUACAAGAUCUCAAUAAUAGAACUCCUUCUCUGGCUCUGAAUAGUUUUGCGGUAUUGCAUUCUCCUAAAAUAGCCAAACUAGAGGAAAUACAUGAUUUGAAAGAACCGCAACAACAGAAAAGUUUGGCUAUUAAAAAUGUAACCGUUAAGGCCACUAAGCAUAAAGAGUUAAAUGUUGCAGCUACAACAGUUAAUACAACCAGCACCUCUAUCACUAAUACUCCAGUUACCCCUACAAAACCAGCAGCUACAAAGUACGCUUCAAUGGCUAGCGCUACCGAGAUGCCUUUAGCUGCUUUGGUUAAAACUAAAAAAUUUCAAAAAGAAUUAAAACGAGCUAAGCUGUUAAUCAAAUCAAUGAUGCCUUUACAAAAUGCAACAACAGAAGUCAUCACAAAUACAGCCAACAACAACAGCAUUAAUGAAGAUAAAUCUACCAGCACGCUUUUACCACCACAAGCACAAACUCUAUUGGAAACCAAACAAACAAGUCAUACACCAUCUUCAAUAUUAUCUCUACCCUAUACAGCAGCUGCAACAACAACAUCAUCAACAUCGACUACAACUAGGCCUUUGCCAUCAUUAUCAGUCACCUCCACAAAUCCGCCCAAAACAUCUUUACGACCAAUUGUACGUCCACGCAUUUUAAGUCGUCUACAAGAGAAAAUCAAUUCUUUAGAAUGUGAAUUGCAAAAUCUGCCACAAGAUUCCCAUUUAUGGCGUGGCAACGAAACGCAUGAACUGCUCCUACCCAUAAUGGUUGCUGAUGUUAAUGUUUUCUAUGGCUGUUUUGUGUUUGUGCUCUUUAUCUAUAUGUAUAUGUGUAGUGCACACAACACACAGGUGUAUCAAGUAACACGUUCCGGACAUGAACAUUGUGAUGUUACCGAAGGUAUACUGUUAGAUAUCACACCACUCAUUGUGGAUGGUAGAAAGUUGGUAACACUAUACGAUAAGGACCUUACCGAAGGAGUUAACUUGUUAAUUGGUGAGUGGAAGAAAUAA